AUGGGUCACCUUGGUAGCCGCGGCACAGCACAUAGACAGAAUUCUGAAGCGAAAUCACCAGAUGCGCCUAAUGGUCCUGAAUUUGAUGGUCAAGGACAACCUCUUUCUGAAAGCAUUAUACAUUAUUUGGUGUCAAAAGGAGCCAAUGUGAAUGCACAGGACAUGUAUGGAUUAGCACCAUUACACUAUUCUGCAAUGAGAGGUAAUGAUGUGGCAGCCAGAGAAUUACUAGAUUGCAGAGGAAUCAAUAUUGAGGCUGUUGAUAAACAGCAAAUGACAGCAUUACAUUUGGCUUGUACCCAUGGCAACACACAAGUUGCAAAUAUACUAAUUGAUGCCAAAGCUAACCUAAGGUGCACAGAUGAAGAGAAUGGGACUCCCCUGCAUGCUGCUGCUAUGGAAGGCCACUUAGGUAUAUGCAAAUUGUUAUUUAAUGCUGCCUACCAGAAAGAUGGAUGGGUGACAAUAUCACAGAUGGUGACUGAUACUGACAUAGAAGAUAACACAGCAUUGCAUUUAGCAGUUGAUAAUGGACAUAUUGAUGUUGUGAAACUCUGCUUGGAAAAGAAAUCAGAUAUCAACACGUGUAAGAAAAACUUCAGUACACCUUUACACUCGGCUGCUGCAUCAGGUAACUUGGAUAUAGUGGAAUUAUUGUUACAACAUAAUGCACGUAUUGAUGCAUUAGAUGAGAACCAAGCCACUCCAUUACACAAAGCAUGUGCAUUCAAUAGAUCACAAGUGGUGGAAUUUCUACUUUCCAAACGUGCGAAAAUCGAGAGACGAGAUCAAGAUAACUUCACUCCAUUGCUGAUUGCUUCAUGUUAUGGACAUAGUGAGACUGUCAAGUGUUUGUUAGAUGCAGGAGCUGACAUCAGUAAAUGUGAUAAGAAUGAUAAAUCAGCCAUCUAUUGGUGUGCUGAGGAAGGCAGACAGGAUGCUUUAAAUGUGUUACUAGAGGAUCCAUUGGCUAAAAGUCUGCUGGAAGACUCAGAUCGCUAUGGCAACGUACCUUUACACAUUGCGGCACAGAAAGGAUUUGUAGGAAUUGUUAAGUGGAUAGUACGUGAGUUAGUUCGCCGCAACAAAACUAUCAUUAAUGAUGAGGAUGAGUUGUCCAACAGUCCACUGCAUCUUGCUUCACUGGAAGGCCAUGUGAGAGCUCUACAGGCACUUAUUGACAGCGGGGCUGAUAUUCAAGCAAGAAAUUGUAACUUGUGGACACCAUUGGAUUGUGCUGCUGCUAAAGGCUGGAUGAAAUCAGUACAAGCGUUAUUAGAAGCUGAUUCUCCUGUGGAUCCAACAGACAAAGCUAAGACAACCCCUCUGCAUUUAGCCAGUAAGAAUGGACAUGUGGAUGUUGUUGGAUUGUUAUUAGAUUGGCACGCUGAUCUUUCAUUAUGUGAUGACACUGGCAGUAAUUGUCUAGAUUUGGCUAUAGAUAACAAUAAGAAAGAUGUUGCCAUGGCAAUUAUCAAUCAUGCCAAUUGGCGCAGAGCCAUGGAGAAUGCAGUCAGUGAUCCCAAUAAUGGAUACUAUCUGACACCGAUGAGGAAAUUGAUUCGCAAAAUGCCAGAUGUUGCUGAGAAGGUGUUGAAUCGCUGUACGAAACAAACGAUAAAGCUAUAGAGAAUGCAGAAUAUAGUAUAGCAUUUGAUUAUGAAUUUUUGGACGAUAUGUUCAGCAAUUGGAAGAAAGAAGACGCUAUAUCUGAUGCGAUGUCGUCAAAGUCUGACAGUGGUUUUGAAGAUGACGGUUCAUUGAAACCAAGUGCUCAGCCAUAUUCAAAGAACUCUACUAUACUCAAGAUGAACCACCCCCUCAUGAUAAUGGUGCAUUCCAAGAGGGAAGAGCUUCUUGGACAUCCAUUAUCCAUCUCGUUAUUGAGACAUAAAUGGAAUAAAUACGGUCGCUGGGUCUACUACACAUCACUCUUCAUUUACUGUGUGUUUCUAGCAGCACUGACUUCAUAUAUACUGAUAAUGCCACCUCCUUACUAUGUCUAUAACAAUGGUACGACUAAUAUAUGGUAUCUGGAUGGACAAGAGAAGUUUGGUCAAAACCCCAACAAUCUAGAUCUUACACCCUUUGUUGAAGUGUGUAAAUGGAUUGUGGUGGGCUUAGCAUGCC
Messenger RNA from Saccoglossus kowalevskii, 2130 nucleotides. RefSeq names its product transient receptor potential cation channel subfamily A member 1 homolog. Lineage: Eukaryota; Metazoa; Hemichordata; Enteropneusta; Harrimaniidae. Gene Ontology annotation, cellular component: transmembrane transporter complex; membrane. Gene Ontology annotation, biological process: monoatomic ion transmembrane transport. The record is from RefSeq and is a predicted model, not a curated record. Gene Ontology annotation, molecular function: monoatomic ion channel activity; protein binding.